UGUAGCAACAAAGCCAUGUCAGUGGCCACCAAAAUUUUCCCCCACUAAAAUAUCAUCAUAAAGUUAAAAAUUUAACAAUACCCAUUAAAAUCUUUCUGUCAAGUUCAAACCUUUUUGUGAAUUUCAGCUCAUAUAGCAAUGUCAACUGUCACCAGUAACUGUUUUUUACUGCCUCAGUUUUCUGCAAAUGAAUUCUCAUCUUCAUCUUGUUCCAAACCCAAUUAUCGAAUAGCUUCGAACCCGAAAACAUGUAGAAUCAGGUGUCAAUCAACAAGUACAGAUGAAAAGAAGAAUAAAAGUAGGAAUGUUUUGGAUAAUGCAAGCAAUUUGUUGACUAAUUUUUUGAGUGGUGGGAGUAUAGGUAAUAUGCCUGUUGCUGAAGGUGCUGUUUCUGAUUUGUUUGGAAAGCCACUUUUCUUCUCUUUAUAUGAUUGGUUCAUUGAGCAUGGCUCGGUGUAUAAACUUGCCUUUGGUCCAAAAGCAUUUGUAGUUGUAUCAGAUCCUCUUGUCGCCAGAUAUAUUCUUCGUGAAAAUGCGUUUUCAUAUGAUAAGGGAGUUCUCGCUGAUAUUCUAGAACCAAUUAUGGGAAAGGGACUAAUUCCUGCCGAUUUAGACACCUGGAAGCAAAGGAGAAGAGUUAUAGCUCCGGGCUUCCAUACCUUAUAUUUGGAAGCUAUGGUGAAAAUGUUUGCCAGUUGUUCUGAAAGAUCAAUAGUAAAACUCGAAAAGCUUCUAGAGUCCAAAAUAUCACAAGGGGUUCAGGAAAUUGAGUUGGAUCUUGAAUCAGAAUUUUCAAAUUUGGCACUUGACAUAAUUGGUCUUGGCGUUUUCAAUUAUGACUUUGGUUCGGUCACAAAAGAAUCUCCUGUCAUUAAGGCAGUCUAUGGUACGCUUUUUGAGGCCGAGCAUCGUUCUACUUUCUACAUUCCUUACUGGAAAUUCCCCCCAGCUAGAUGGCUAGUUCCUAGACAAAGAAAGUUUGCCAAGGACCUCAAGGUCAUCAACGAUUGUCUUGAUGGCCUCAUAAAAAAUGCAAAAGAGACGAGACAGGAAACGGAUGUUGAGAAACUGCAAGAAAGGGACUACGCAAAUCUCAAGGAUGCGAGUCUGCUUCGUUUCUUAGUUGACAUGAGGGGAGUUGAUGUUGAUGACCGUCAACUAAGAGAUGACCUGAUGACUAUGCUUAUUGCUGGGCAUGAAACAACAGCUGCCGUUCUUACUUGGGCGGUCUUCCUUCUGGCUCAACAUCCGGACAAAUUGAAGAAAGCACAAACUGAAAUCGAUGCAGUCGUCUCACAGGGGGGGAUAACUUUGGAGUCGCUUAAAAAGCUAGAAUAUGUUAGACUCAUCAUUUCAGAGAGUCUACGUUUGUAUCCUCAGCCUCCUUUGCUCAUUAGGCGUUCUCUAAAACCAGAUCAGUUACCCGGAGGUUACCAGGGUGAUAAAGAAGGAUAUCAAAUCCCUGCCGGAACGGAUAUCUUUAUAUCAAUAUAUAAUCUCCAUAGAUCUCCUUACUUCUGGGAGAAGCCCAACGAAUUUGAACCAGAAAGGUUUCUGGUUCAAAGGAAUAACAACGGCAUUGAAGGCUGGGCUGGUUUUGAUCCAUCUCGAAGUCCUGGAGCUCUAUAUCCAAAUGAGAUUAUAUCAGACUUUGCAUUUUUACCAUUCGGUGGAGGGCCAAGAAGAUGCGUAGGAGACCAGUUUGCACUAAUGGAAUCGACUAUAGCAUUAGCCAUGUUACUACACAAGUUCGAUGUGGAGCUGAAAGGAUCUCCAGAGUCUGUGGAACUAGUCACAGGUGCAACCAUUCAUACAAAGAAUGGACUUUUUUGCAAACUUAAGAAAAGAUCUAACAUUCAUUAACCAGAUUUUCUUGCAUUGUAAAAGAAAGACCUUUGUAUAGUCAUCCCUUCUAGAAGAGUUCAACUUGACUUGA
Messenger RNA from Erigeron canadensis, 1936 nucleotides. Its product is annotated as cytochrome P450 97B2, chloroplastic. NCBI's taxonomy places the organism in Eukaryota, Viridiplantae, Streptophyta, Magnoliopsida, Asterales, Asteraceae. Gene Ontology annotation, cellular component: chloroplast. Gene Ontology annotation, molecular function: heme binding; monooxygenase activity; oxidoreductase activity, acting on paired donors, with incorporation or reduction of molecular oxygen. The transcript is spliced from 14 exons. Bases 139 to 1863 code for a protein of 574 amino acids. The record is from RefSeq and is a predicted model, not a curated record.